[Torrubiella] hemipterigena is the source of this 4516-nucleotide messenger RNA. The record is from the annotation of a GenBank genome assembly. NCBI's taxonomy places the organism in Eukaryota, Fungi, Ascomycota, Sordariomycetes, Hypocreales, Clavicipitaceae.
CCGUCGCAGGUUUUGGGGUCGCCGUCGCCGUGCUUUCUUUUUUUCCCCACACGGCCAGGCUUUUGGCUUGUGCCUCGGUCGGCCGCGCGCAGAACAAGAGCUACUGACAUCAGCGCUCCCCAAAGACCCGAGGCAAACGGCCCGUGGCCUGUCUCUCUUUAUAUCUGGCCCGCCUUCUCCGGAAACCGUCCAUUUGCUUUGAUCUCUCUUCUUCUCAUUCUCCCCGCAUUCUACGUUUUCCAUCUCCAAAACACCCCGUCUUCUUCAUACCCUUUUCACAUUCCCACACACAUAUUCACAAUGGGUGCUCUCGACAGAAUUUCUCAGAUUGGUGGCCAGAUCUCUGGCAACCCUACCGCCGGCGGUAAGGAGAGAAUCCUCCAGAAGCGUCCUGACGAUGUCGUCAUCACCGCUGCUUGCCGCUCUGCCUUCACCCGUGGUGGCAAGGGCGCCUUCAAGGACACCCAGGCUGCCGACCUCAUGGCUGGUAUCCUCAAGGCCGUCAUCGACCGAUCCAAGAUCAACCCCGCCCUCGUUGAGGACAUCUGCGUCGGCACUGUCCUCGCCCCCGGCGGUGGUGCCACCGAGAUGCGCGCUGCCAGUUUGUUCGCCGGCUUCCCCGAGUCCACUGCCGUCCGCACCCUCAACCGUCAGUGCUCUUCUGGUCUCCAGGCCUGCAUCGACAUUGCCAACCAGAUCAAGACUGGCAUGAUUGACAUUGGUAUCGGCGCCGGUGUCGAGAGCAUGAGCUUGCAGUACGGCCCCAACGCCGUCACCGAGUUCUCCGAGACCAUGGAGACCAACCAGGAGUCUGCCAACUGCAAGGUACCCAUGGGCAAGCUCUCCGAGGACAUGGCCCAGGACCUCAAGAUCUCCCGUGCCGAGCAGGAUGCUUUCGCCGCCUCCUCUUACCAGAAGGCCCUCAAGGCCCAGCAGGAGGGUCUCUUCGACGCCGAGAUUGCCCCCCUCAAGGUCAAGUACGAGGACCUCAAGACCGGUGAGGUCAAGGAGGUUGUUGUCAGCAAGGACGAGGGUGUCCGCGCCGGCAUCACCGCCGAGUCUCUCGGCAAGAUCCGCCCUGCCUUUGCUGCUGACGGCUCCAUCCACGCCGGUAACGCUAGUCAGAUCUCCGACGGUGCUGCCGCCGUCCUCCUCAUGCGCCGUGAUGUUGCCGAGAAGCUCGGCCAGCAGAUCAUUGGCAAGUACGUCUGCGGCGCCGUCGUUGGUGUCAAGCCCCUCCUCAUGGGCCAGGGUCCCUGGAAGGCUAUCCCCAAGGCCCUUGACCUCGCCGGCAUCCACCGCGACGACGUCGACAUCUACGAGAUCAACGAGGCCUUUGCCAGCCAGUGCCUCUGGUCCGCCAACGAGCUUGGCAUCCCCCACGAGAAGAUCAACCCCAAGGGUGGUGCCAUUGCCCUCGGCCACCCUCUCGGCUGCACUGGUGCCCGCCAGAUCUCUACUCUCCUCUACGAGCUUAAGCGCACUGGCAAGCAGAUUGGCAGCACCUCCAUGUGUGUCGGUACCGGCAUGGGUAUGGCCUCUAUCAUUGUCGCCGAGUAAAGCUCAGCUGUUAGGCUAUGACGAUGAAGAGUGAUAGUUUUUUUUUUCCUUUGUUUAGAGUACCGGGAAACGAGCUUGAUAUACCAAAAUGCGACCCUAACGGAUGGAUAGAACGGGGUCCUGUACGACUACGCAUAUAUAUACACAAUUUUAUGUUAUGACAAAUCAAAAAAUAAUUUUGAUACAAGUGCUGUUGAUAUUGAUCUGCUAAAGCUAAUGGCUAUGUUAGAAGUCAAUAUGCGGAGAAUGAUGAAAAAAUUGGGCAACGCGACCUCUCAUCUAUGAAUCUCAGCCAGCAGGAAUCCAUUCUUAAUGUUUAUACAACGUAAAGCGUUUUCGAUUACGGGCAAAGAAUCUCAUUGACACUACAAUACUUUCCAAUUUAGAUCCUUCCUUGGGUCAGGUAGCUCUUUAGGUUUAGUUUUCGUCUCGGAACCUAUCACAAGAAAGAUUCCUAUUGUAACAAGAUUAUCCUCCCCGGCAGAGUCGCUCGCAGACUGACCUAUCCCUCCUCGUAAUACAAAUCCUCGAAUUGCAUGCUUGUAACAACUUUCCCCAGGCAUGUUCGAGGUGACCUUGGCGUCCAUCGUAACAACGAAGUGGAUCUUAAAUUCUCUGGAACUCACCCAUUUGUACAUCUCGAAUGGCUUUAGACCGUCAGUUUGAUGCUUGUCACCGCACUCUCGAGCUCUCAAGUUGUCGGUAUUUUCCAAGGCGCUUGGCAUGAAACCCAAUUACUUGGCAUUGUACAUCUUCCUCCAAUACCUGCGGAAUACCUUGCAGUUGACUGGAAGCUAAAACGCAGGCCUCUUUUAUAGAGACGGUACCGUCUUCCUUGACCUUCCACGAUUCAAGGGAGGCAUGGGUGACCCACGGCAAUUCUGACAACUCGGGCCAUGCAUCCGCAUAUUUGUGUCCUGUGGAGUGGAAGGGUAUUAACGAGCCUCGGAUGUCGUUGAAAGCCAAAUAGACCCCGGCUUUAUCUUGUCCGUCCUCAGUGCAGAAAUCCCAUCCCGAAAUUUGGAAGGCGUCUCCAUCGUCACUCCAGAAGCUUUUCCAGUAUCGUGAGAAAAAGCUCGCUUGGUCGAUAUCGCGUACUUCUCGAACAAAUUCUGGUGGAUACUUUCCUAGAACCAGGCCAUUGGGAACAAUAGCAGGAUUUUUGAGCUCAGGGCCAGUUUUGUACCACUUUGUAGCCCCGAUGGCAGACAUUAUGGCUUCGGCCCUGUUGCUUGUACACUGCCGUCUAUUGCCGAGCAUGAGAAUAUCUGUUCUGGACAGCUCCAGUAGGCUCAUAAAGCCCGUGGACAUGGCCCAACGCUUCAACUCUUCGUACAGCCGCGAUAUUUGCUCAGGUAAGUCUUCGAUUGAACAAUGGCGGUCAAACAUGAGGUAAGUACUGAUUAACCCGAUUAGUGGGAUAAAAGUGUCUUUGGACACAAGAUGUUCGGAAAGGGCAGUUUCUUCUUGGGCUUGAUUCCCGUUGGCUGGCUGAAUAGCAAGAAUAUUGCACGCGGCCGACGCGAAAAGCAUAUCUGGCCGUAAACAAGACUCCUUUAAAGUCCACAAGGAAGUGAACCAAGGAUUUGCAGGCUUAUACUUGUUACCUCCCUUCAUCAUCGCAACCACUAUUGGUUUCGGAGGGGGUCGUAACUUAUUCAUUUCUUGUUGUUCCUCGUCUGAAAGAAGAAAAAUGGGCUCCUUGCUGGCAAUAGCAGCAGCCAACGUGACUUUGAGUUCGGGAAUCUCGGCUUUCAUUUGUCUUGAUUUUUCGUGCGGCUCUAGCAAAGAUAGAGAGCCAUGAAAGAGAAGAAGUGGCCAAUCGGAGAUAUAUCGCUACGAUCAUGCAGCCACGCGACUGCAUGCCGUGCAUUGCGAAAGAUCUCUGCUUGUCGGGCAAUUUUAUUGGACUACAUUUGUUGAUCUUCUUUAGUGAGUUCUUUAAACUCCUCUCCCUUGCCCUGUGGAAUGCAAACGAGGUCAAACCAAACAUGUUUGACUUGUAACUGGUCUGCCAACUUUUUCAAGCUCGAUUCAAGAGACUUGACCUCCCACUUGGAGUUUUUAGGAAUCUUCCAUCGACACCCGGGAAUCUCUAUUCUCUCCUUGGUCCUCCAUCUACCCCCAGUAUGGCUGACUGCGAUGUAAUCUGGUCGGUUGCCACGCAUAGUGUAAGUGUUUGUUUGCUACCCUUUGUCAACGUUCCAUAAUACACUCGGCCACCUCGUAUAGUCUUUAGAAGUAGCCAUGGAUGUUUGGUAAUUCGAUUCAUUGAGCCAUGGGCAGAUUUCGAUUCUAGGCCCUGCUUCAAAAGACGUUUUGGGCUUGUAGCUCCCCAAAUCUUCUUGCGCGCUACCAUGGAGCUUCUGAUUAUCAGUAAAGGGGAGGCUUGGAGCUGCAUUCUUGCUAUAAACCAGCCAGCCAGCAGACUGAGUGUAUGCCUGGAGUGCGGCGUCCUUGCGUGUUUGUUUCAAUUGGAAACCCAGCCCUUGGUCAAUAUACGUAUCCAAGUGAUUGAAUUCGAGUAUCCAUAGUUUUGAAAGCGUUGUGGUGUAUAUGUAUUUUUUCUUUGAUGGAUCACUAUUCGAUUCCGGACUAUUGUCGUCAAGUCUUCCGUCUCCAGGCUCUCUUUGUAGAAUGCGUAGAUGUUUAGAGAGGCAGCUCAAUAGCUUCACCAUCUCACUGGGGCGUAGUCCUUCAGAGUCUUUGGCCUACCAUCCUUUUAAGAUUUCCUGACAUUAGGAAAAAAAGUUGUAGAUAUGAGCUGGAUUUGAAUAUGCGGCCGUAGACCACUCUUUGAGUAGAAUGAAAGAGUGUUGCAUUUCUCUUGGCAAAAUACCUAAUCCACGAGUGUGUACAAGAUGCCAACGCCGAUAAAAAUUGGCCAGAGCUCUUGAGACAUCCUUUGCCUCGUCUCGCGCCUCAUCUGUUGUGAGUAUCUCCCUCGGCUGAUUUG